AUGGCGCCGGACGGCCGCAUGUACCACUCCAGCCGAAAAGGUGAGAUUUUCGAGCUCAGGCAAGGCCUCAAUGCCACGACGACUAAGGAGAGAAAGAGCUCGCUCAAGCGCACCGUAGCCGCUAUGACACUCGGAAAGGAUGUCUCAUCUCUUUUCACCGAUGUCGUAAAGAACACAGCAGGAGAUCUCUCUAUGAAAAAGCUCGUUUACCUCUACAUCAUCAACUACGCACAAGCCAAAUCAGACCUUGCCAUUCUUAUCGUCAACACUUUUAUCAAGGAUGCCGUCGAUCCAAACCCUCUCAUACGAGCCCUCGCCAUACGCACGAUGGCACUAAUUUCGUUGGAGAAGAUCACAGAAUAUUUAUGCGAUCCACUGCAUGCUGCUCUCAAAGAUCAAGACCCGUACGUGAGGAAAACCGCUGCCGUCUGUGUUGCAAAAUUGUAUGAUACCAACCCUACCGUCACAGUGGAAGAGGGCUUCAUAACAGAGCUACAAGAAUUACUUGCCGAUGGAAAUCCGAUGGUCGUUUCUAAUGCCGUCGCGGCCUUGUCAGAAAUUGCAAGCGCAUCAAACACCCCAACCCUUCUCUCCCUCACUUCCACCACGGUGCCUCGUUUUCUCUCAGCCAUGUCGGAGUGCACCGAGUGGGGUCAAAUUUUCAUCCUCGAUGCCAUUUCCUCCUACACUCCAGCUGGUGCGGAGGAAGCUGAUCUCAUGGUUGAACGCAUCAUUCCACGGCUUCAACACGCCAAUGCCGCUGUUGUGUUGGCCGCCGUACGCAUCAUUGUCAACCUUAUGCCCUGCCUUGACUCGAACCAGAAACGUUCGUUCCUCUGCAAGAAGAUGGCCGCGCCGCUCAUAACCCUGCUAACAUCGCCUCCGGAACUUCAAUUCGUCGCUCUACGGAACAUAGGUCUUCUGGUUAGCGAAUAUCCCGAUCUAUUAUCGUCCAAUGUGCGAGUCUUUUUUGCCUCCUACGCAGAUCCGUUGUACGUGAAGACCGAGAAACUCAAUAUUCUUGUGCGCCUUUCAAGUGUGUCAAAUUCUAAUAGCGUAUUGUCAGAAUUGAUGGAAUACGCUAGCGAUGUCGAUGUUAUUUUCGCGCAGCAGGCUAUUAGCUGCAUAGCUCGUAUUGCGAUUCGACUUGAUGUCGUUUCUGAAAAAUGUGUCUCAUUUCUAUCUGAGCUUUUGAAACGGCAAGUUGCCCACAUCACAGAACAGGUGGCUGUGGUAUUGAAGGACGUUUUGCGCGCAUAUCCCGAUCGCUUCUCUGAGAUCAUUACGCAAGUUUGUGAAGCGUCCGAGCAUAUAGAUGACCCAGUUGCGAAAGCUGCGUUGGUAUGGAUCAUCGGCGAAUACGCUGGUCAUCUCCCUAGGACUGUCGAGAUGCUACAGGUGAUCACAAACGCCAUUGAUGAAGAAGCUACCCCUGUGCAGCUGCAAAUGCUCACUGCAUGUGUGAAAGCAUACCUUGCAGUCGGUCCGGGCGCCGAGGAAGUGUGCGCAGGGGUUCUUCACUACGCGACACAUGAAUCUGAGACAGUCGACGUGCGCGACAGGGGAUUUAUUUACCAGAGGCUGAUAUCCUGUGGUGCGGAUGCAAUUCAGCAAAUCGUGCUAAGCAACAAACUCGGGGUCGAAGAUAUCACAGGAACGCUACCAGACGAAUUGCAAAAAGAACUCUUGCGCUCUCUAUCAUCUGUUGCCGCAGUAUAUCACAAGCCGGCGAAAACAUUUGCAGGAGGCCGAAGAAGAGGUCCUGUUGUGCAGCCAACUGGUGACAUGGGAGAAGAAGACCUCCUGGGUCUAGAAGAAGCAGCAGAUGAGGCAUCACAGGGCUCCUCUUUUCCAGCAACUGCGGACAGCACAGCAACUAGUUCGAGACAAUUCGGGGAUUCCCUUUUAGAUGACAUUUUGGGAGGGGUCGUGUCACCGGCUGCUAGCGCACCGGCUGCGUCUUAUCCUGAGAGUAAUUUGCUAUCAAGUCUGGGGAUGGCAAGCCCGGGCACCCCUCAGGCAGCGACCAACACCGUGAUGCAUACCCAAAGAAACGUCCUUCUGCCUGCCGAGCGCGGCAAAGGGCUUCUUAUCACAGGUGGCCUGUCUAGAGACGGAACUGGUGCGAUUGAAUUAGACCUCGAGUUUCACAACUCAAGUUCACUCCCUAUGGGAGACUUCGCAAUACAGUUCAACAAAAACUUGUUUGGCCUAGUCCCGGAUGCUCCUCUCCAUGUGCCAUCUCCCCUAGGUCCAUCCUCAUCUUAUCGAACCCAGGUCCCCUUGCGGCCCGGUGGCGAUGCUGAUGCAAGCAAGAAGUUCUUGCUGCAAAUAGCUGUUAAAUUCUCUCCUGGAGGUGUUGUCUACUUUGCUGAAGACGUAUCAGAUCACAUUGCCGCGGUCCUAAACAAACAAGGAGGCUUGCUUUCAAAACCUGAUUACUUGUCCGCGUGGAAAAGCGUUCCGGAUACUUCAGAAGUCAGGGGGCCAGUCACUUUCAGCGAUGAUGCAAUCACGUCGGUGGGCUGGAUUUCGACAAAGCUAGCUUCAAGUGGCAUCUUCACAGUGGCAAAGCGGAUGAGUGCGAAACCACCAGUGUUGUACUUGUCGAGUGUGGCUAUGGGUCCGUCAAAAAUCGUCAUGUUAGCAGAGCUUACUCUACCGGGCGAGAGGGGUAGCAACGUUGGGGCAAUUGCGUCCAGGAUUACCUCUGAUAUAGAAGGGAGCGUAUCGGCAUUGGUCAGUUUCAAUGAAACAUGUUCUGAUCUCCUGGGAAGGCCGUCGUGACAGAAACCAACGGUCCAUGCUCAGAACAAAUAGAACUUACAGAUUUCUUGUAAAUCUUAAUAACUUCACGUCCUGCCAUUGCACAUUGUAGUUGAGUGCGAUUGAAGUCCACAGCCCUUUUUGAGAUCGAGUCUACUUUCUGAUAUCUCUAAUCGAUUCCGGACCGAGAUAAUAAAAGCUAGGUUGUUUCAU
Molecule: messenger RNA, 2979 nt
Organism: Chondrus crispus (carragheen)
Lineage: Eukaryota; Rhodophyta; Florideophyceae; Gigartinales; Gigartinaceae
Product: Beta-adaptin-like protein
Exons: 2
Coding region: 1-2787 (928 amino acids)
Biological process (GO): intracellular protein transport; vesicle-mediated transport
Cellular component (GO): clathrin adaptor complex; membrane coat
Molecular function (GO): protein binding
Source: RefSeq, a predicted model, not a curated record